This is a messenger RNA of Rotaria socialis, 843 nucleotides long. The record is from the annotation of a GenBank genome assembly. NCBI's taxonomy places the organism in Eukaryota, Metazoa, Rotifera, Eurotatoria, Philodinida, Philodinidae.
AUGGAACACUGUUCUUUUGAAGAAAUGGAUGAAUUAAUUCGGCCAUCUUCUCAUCCAGUUACACCAGCAGUUAUCGAUUCUUCAAAAACUGAUCAGGUUGUUCGAAAUACAACGACUGAUUCUCAAGAUAUCAUACUCAAAACAAUCGAAGAUAAAUUUCGAAUAGUUUUCGAUCGUCUUGCACGUGUUGAGCGAUCGAAAUCUACACGCACACUCAUCAACAACGACUCCAGACCUGCUUCAAGUCGAUCAGUUCAGAUCGAAAAUUCAGCAGCUAUAUGUUCAGCAAAUUUACAAGCACAAGAAGAAAUCAGUCGUUUGAAAUUAGAACCUGCCAUAGCACGUUCACAAUUGAAUAAUAAUCAAUCAUCAUCACAUCAUAGUCGAUCAUCGGCUUUUAAACCAAUUCCAAAUUUGGUGAGUGAUAAUCAUAUUCAUAGCUCACAGGUACGAACAUCUAUCAACAUUAUAACACCAAAUGUUAUCCGAUCAUCACCAUCACUGAUACCAAUAGCAAUACCAACUUUUUCAUCACCAUCGUUAAAUUAUCCUCCAUUAGUCUCUACACCAUUUACUAUGAAUAUUAAUAAUAUUUUACCGAGCUUUAAAGGUUUAGCAGAAGAACGGCCUGUUCAAUUUUUAAUUGAAUUUGAAAUUCGAGCUGUUUCUCUUGUCGGGAAAAACGAUACUCUUCUGUUACAAACUGUCCAACAGGCCCUUUCUGAACGUGUUCUCAUCUGGUUCAGUCAAUUACAAAGAUCUCCUGACCGAGUUCAUAACUGGAAAGAAUUCAAGACAAGAUCAGUGACGUUGCUGUCGUCACAGGGCUCCCGUAUCAAAUAA